Messenger RNA from Gregarina niphandrodes, 654 nucleotides. RefSeq lists its product as hypothetical. The coding region runs from base 1 to 654 and encodes 217 amino acids. The record is from RefSeq and is a predicted model, not a curated record. NCBI's taxonomy places the organism in Eukaryota, Apicomplexa, Conoidasida, Eugregarinorida, Gregarinidae. The transcript has 2 exons.
AUGGUCUUGUCCUUAAUGCGUCAAACAAACGCCCCACCACAGGACCAAGAAGCGCUUACGGAGGAGGUGGAGGAUCCGGCUAAGGAGAAUCCGAGCAAGCAUGAGGAGAAUCCGAGUAAGCAUGAGGAGAAUCCGAGUAAGCAUGAGGAGAAUCCGAGUAAGCAUGAGGAGAAUCCGAGUAAGCAUGAGGAGAAUCCGAGUAAGCAUGAGGAGAAUCCGAGUAAGCAUGAGGAGGGGGAGGAGGAUCCGAGUAGGCAGGUGGAACGCUUGAUAGAACGUAAGUUAGAACGUAAGGUGGAACGAGAAGAAACGAAGAUGGAGAGGAAGCAGAGGCGGUUGCGGAAGAAAGAAGAAAAGGCGGCGCGGCGGCAGGCGAGGGAAGAGCGAAGACAGGAGCGGAAGAGGAAGCGGGAGAUGGACGACUGGGAUAUUCCCUACAAGCAACAUUGCCCGUCGCCGCCCGAGUCGGUGUUCCAAAAUACCUCCUCGCUCCCGUGUGCCCCGAAAUGGCCCGACUCAGCGGCCGCCGGUUUUGUAGCACCGGUGGACUACAGUGGCCGCUGGUGGGAGUCGUGGGAAUCCGAUUUGAUCAACUCUGGACAACUAAAAUGUUACAGCGAUCAGGUCUUGAAAUACCCUGCUCAAUCACUCUAA